Molecule: messenger RNA, 23028 nt
Organism: Porites evermanni
Lineage: Eukaryota; Metazoa; Cnidaria; Anthozoa; Scleractinia; Poritidae
Source: the annotation of a GenBank genome assembly
AUGGAUUUCAGGAUGACUAGUCAGCAAAUUGUUGAUAAAGAGAACCAUGGAGUCCCUGUAAACGUGGAAAAUAAGGAGCCACAAAGGGUCGUGUCGAUAUUGAAAUCUUCCCAGAAAAUAAAUUGUCCCUCGGAAAAGAAAUUGACGAAAGUAAGUAGCUUUGAAACCUCUGGUGUAAUUUGCUUGAUUUACGUUAUCUUCAGUAGCAAAUCAACUAAGUGAAAAUUAGCGAUUUUUUCCUUGGUCGACUAAGUCACUCUACUGUGCAUGUACUUCGACCAGCUAUUUGCCUUAGGGAGGCCAGACUGUUUCAUCCACACGUUACGCUGCUCAUACCAAGAUAUAACUUUUCUUAUCGUAUUCAAGGCAAGAACGAGAAUUCCUGUUGAACUUAAUUAGGGAAAAUGAAGUUCAUAUGUUUCUCGGUCUUGUUGGCAAUUGCAAGAAAUGUCAGGAACCCUUAUUUUUGUGUUGCAAGGCUUCAAUCGCAUAUUUCUAAAGAGACGAAUCCUUGAGUAACCUAUUACAUUAAUCUUCCUUUCAUCAUUUCCCUUGCUGGUCAUGAUUGGCAGUUGUAAAGUUCAUUAUUUUGCUGACACGUUUCACAAUCAAGAACGUUCUUUUUUAAUUCUGAACUCUCCGCCUCUUGGCCUAUGGAUGCUGUAGUGGCUGUUUGUGGAUGAGCAGAUUUCUUCCACCCCAGUUACCCUUUGGAAAAACCUUUCCUACCCCGCUAAGUUUUUGUUGGUUCCUUUAGAAACAAAUUCCAAAUACGUUAUCUUCCAAGGACACUCAACCUUAGCGGGGUAUAUUUGGAAUAAAAAUAGAACGUCCCUUUAGCCUGGGGCUCUCACUCCACAACAGAGGGGACAAAGAAAGUCAGUGGCACUGAUUUAUGGAGAAUUUGUCCUUAUGGGAGGUAUUUAUAGAAGGGAAAUGUCAGAAAAAAUUUUAAUUUUUUCAUAUUGUAUGAAUAUCAGACCAAAAAGGAAAUGAAAUGUUCUGAUGAAAAAUUUUAAAAGAAAAAAGUUAUAAAGUUUUAUUGAAUUUGUAAAGUUCUACAUUGUGUGCUUUAAGUAUAAUUAUGUAAAUGGAAGUACCUUUUAGGGGUUAUUAUUUUAUUUUAUUUUGAUUCAGAUCUUAUGAUAUAUUUUUUUGUUUACAAUGUUAUUCAAACUAGUUGUUUCUUCUUUCUAGCAAAAAGUAACCGACUUCUAUGAGCAAAGUAGCCGAUGUGUUUCGUUGGCCGUCGGUGCUUAUUGAAACCCAUGGGUUUGACUGUAAUAAAUUACAUUCAUGGUUACUUUAUUUUACAUUUUUAACAGGUCUCAUUCAAGAACUCUCCAGUGCAUCACACAAUAGCUCCUUACAGUACUGACUUGCCACAUGUGUGGCAGGAAAUUCGCAAACUUGACGAAGAGGAAAACUGGACAGAGAGAACACAAAUUUUAACAAAAGAAGAUCAUAAAUUAUAUCUUGAGGUGGCAAAGGUGAGAAAAAUGUAUCAGUUACAAGUGUUUGUUUUGAUUCAGUUUGAGACUCACUCAGAGAGACAAACUUAGCUUAUUGUCCCUCAUGAAAUGAAUUGUUUUAUUUUAAAUAAUUAAUUUACAAUAAAUAACAUACUUUGUAACAGUACAAUCCUUUAAUAAGUUAUUGUAUAAUAACAGUACUUGCUACUCACCCACAACCUAUUUUCUCACGCUGCUAAAAUAAUGCUUAUGUAAACAUUUUGAUAUUUUUAGGUAUAUUUGGGACAGCUCAACUUGAAGGUUCAGCUUCUAUAAGCUGAGAAGCUAAAAGUGUUAUUUGCCCUGAAAGUGAUAAUACAAAAAUAUAUAUAUAUAAAAUAUAUAAUGAAGAACCAGAGCACUUGACGUCCUCAUCGACUAUAAGAGUGCUCAAUAGUUGAACUAUUUAUUGUUCUGUUUUCCCUAUAUCUUUGAUUGUAACCAUUAAUUUUGGCAGUUUCCUGAUGAUUGCCUCACAAGAGGCAUGAAACUCCUGAGUAGCAAUAAAUGUUUAAGAUUUAAUCCAGUUCCAUCACUCUACUUAUAAAAUAUAUAUAAAUGUGAAAGGAAUGACUCUUGUUUUUUCUUUGGAAAGGAGUGGCUUGAGGAGCUCAUAGCUGAUUUACCCUGCUAUAGGUAAGAAAACAUAUCGUGUCAGUCUUAUCUUGUAAUUAAGUACGUAGACGAUCUAACAAUAUUGGAGGUAAUUCCUCGCAACUCUCCGUCUGUAAUGAAAUACCUUGUAAAUGACAUUAACAGCUUCGCUCAUUAUAACAACAUGCAGUUGAACCCUAGUAAGUACAAGCUGAUGCGGGUUGAUUUUUUGCAUUAUAAUAGUUGCUACAGUCAACCAAUAGCGGUAAGAGGGUCUGUUAUUGAAUCGGUGGAAUCGUUUAAGCUCCUCGGGGUGUACAUUUCCUCGGACCUCAGCUGGUCGACUCAUUGCGACUAUAUAAUAAAGAAAUCAAACCGCCGCCUUUAUGCUCUAAGAAAACUGAAAGCUUGUGGGGUGCAAGAUGGGGAGUUGGUGGCUGUGUAUUGCUCCCUACUAAGAUCUGUUCUAGAGUAUGCAUCGGUAGUUUUUGCAAAUUUACCGCAGUAUCUCUGCAUGGCUUUAGAAAGAGUGCAAAAGAGAGCCCUACGAAUCAUCUUUGGUCCUGACUUGAGCUACGAGGACACCCUCGCGCGUGCCGGGCUUCUGUCUCUAGAGGCCAGACGCCACCUGGCAUGCAAGAAAUUUGUGACGGAAACUAUGCACGCUAGCCCGCUUUACCGCCUAAUAUCCAGCAGGGUCAUCUUGUCGCAAACCUCGUAUUCACUGAGGUCAGGACCAUCAUGCCAUGUGUUACCUGGCCGAACUGACCGGUUCUCAGAAUUCGUGUCAGUUAAAUAUUCGCCGUAUAUCGAUUGUGUGUAAUAAUGUGUAUGCGAUUUCUACCAUAUUACUACUUUAUUAUAUUUAUGUCUUUAUAUUUAUUUAUUUAUAUGUAUAAUUGUAUGUUUGUAAGUGCUUUGCCUGACCCUACCUGUAAUUCAGAGAAAUCUGCGAAUGGUGGAAAUAAACAAAUAUUAUUAUUAUUAUUAUUAUUAUUAUUAUUAUUAUUAUUAUUUAACUGUGACCUCACACGCAUAUACUUGUAUUAGUAUUAAUAAUAAAUAUAUACACAGCUUGCAUAUUUAACUUGUUGUUGACAAUAAACUGUAUUGGCUAAUAAUAAUAAAUGAUUCGAUAAUCAUAGGCAGAAAGUUACAGAUAUGGCAACAGCUCUUGAUGACCUUCCUGAAAUAGUUCAUCCAGAAAUACCUAGCAUUGGGGAUGUGAAUGCAGAGGGUGCUGACAAUAUCAAUGACCUGGACACAGAACUCAUGGCAGACUUUUCAAAGUUGCAAAUUGAUCCUGGUGACUGUCCACGUACAUUUUCACCCAUAGGCAGUGAGCGCACAUCACCCGAACAAGGUUUGUUGAGUUAAAGGUCUGAAUUCAUAUACUUUUGAUACUAUUUCAAAGCAAACUCAUCAUGGUAUUUAAGAAGAUAUGAUGUGAUUAACAAGGCUUUUCAAUAAUUAGAUUGUUUAGAAUUGAAAGCAUGAAAAAGGGUGAACUGGUCUCUGUCUGAUUAUUUUAUGCAUUAUUUGGCUAAAGCUAUACUUUUAGCCAUUGGAUACUAAAGCAAUCUUCCAUCUCUUCAAACUGAUUUUUUAAGCUUCUGUCACAUACAGCAGCAAUUCAUUCACAAGAAGACCUGCGGUUUCUCUGCCUAAUGUUACAGGGUCAUUUGGGUGGUUGCACUGUUGGAUGUUAGUAAAGGCAUGGUGACUGAGCAGUGAAAUGCGAAAUUCAAGUUUUGUUAGUCUGGGUAAUGCCUUGCCAUAACAUUGUUCUCUUAAACAAGAAACUUUGCUCCAUUGUGGUUGAGUUUGAAUCAUUAUUAAAUUUAUUUAUGAGAAAGUAUUAUAGAGCUUUCUAUCUGUUUUCUGGUUGCUCCUGUUUUUCAUGAAACAGUUCCUCUUUCAGAUAACCUAACUGACAGCAAUGAAGACAUUGACAAACUCCUUGUGCAUGAUGAAGCAACUGAAAAUGCAGUUCUAAUGGAUGACGUGCUCCAUACAGGCAAUGAAAGAACAGAUAACUUACUUAAAGAAAUAACUAGAGAAGAACAUCCUUACAAGUCUGCUGAACUAUUCAAGGUAAAUCCUGCAGAUCUUGAGAAUGAGUUUCAGGAUCACAGAACUUUAGAAGAUCUUAGCAGUAGUGAAAAGACAGCAGAAGUUGAAGAUAUGUUUAAGCUGGAUGCUGAAAAUCAAAAAGAAGAGGAUGAUCAGUUUGGAGAUGAUGCAUUCAAACCAGCUAGUGAAGGUAAAUACAUGUUGUAGAAACUGUGAAAGGUUUGAACCAAGGAGACAUUUCAUAAAUAGCAAAACUGUUAAGCUGUGAUAAAAGAUGUAUUGAAACACAUCAAUGACAUUAAGAGUCUUCAUAUCCAAUAGCAUCGUGGCUUAACUGAGAGACAGCCAAUAACAUUGCGACUUUAUUGACCAAUCCAGUCAAUAACCAGAGUUUAAUGCCAUAAACUUGAUGUGAUAAAACUCACUUUGAUGCUGAAGUUGACCACCAUACAGGUUGUAAAAAAUAUUAAUGUCAGUCACUGUCAACAACAGUCCUAUUCAAGACUAUGCAUACUUGAAUGAUCAUAUUCCACCUACAUAUGACAUGAUACAGAGAUCAUCCUGAUACAUGUAUAUUUUAGAUAUUUGCAUUAAUAAUCAAUGGUAAUCAUAAAGUGUCGCAUGGGUAGAGUCCCCUCAAUUGCAAGUGAUGCUUGACCUAAUGUCAAAUUCUCCUUUCAAUUCACAAGCAAAUACAGGCGAAUUUGCAAGGAGAGACUAGCAGUUAUACAGAAGUCAAUUAAAGCUUUUCCUCAGCCACCCCUUCUUAUUGUGCAAUGAAUUAAAUAUUAUUGCACUGUUUUUGCCUCUUAAUCUCUCAAGCACCAUCAUUUUGAAUAUUUAAUCCAUCAUUAAAAUAGCAAACUCACAAAGUUCAAACUGACAGCAUGCUCAGACGUAACUUUAGUGAUAAGGAAAUGUGACUCCAACAAAUAACAUUGUCUCUUUAUUUGUUUACAGCCAUGUGGGAACUAGAUUAUCUUGAACAGUGUGGUACUAACAACACAAACUUUAAAGAGGUAGCUUGCAUUUUUUGACCUAGUAGAAAAUUAUUCAAGUAUAACUCAAGCUAACUCACAACUUUUCUAAAAGCAGACCCAUAGAACCUUUUUCUCCGUUGUUAAUGAACUCUCUAUGACUAUUUGAUUAAUAUUUUGACUAAUGAAGCCAUUCAAAUUUGAUUGUAAAUAGAUUAGAACUUUAUCUGUAAUUUAUAAUUAAGUGUGUAGAGGCAUUUUUAGUUAAUAUUUUUCAGCUGCACUAGAUUGUGGUUAUUUUAGGGGUAUCCAUUCUAUCUUUUAUUUCAACUACUUGUGUUCAACUAAUAGACAUUCUUUGUUAUUCCAAACACCAUUCCCUCUAUAAAUUCUUGUCCUCUUUGACUGGUAGGUUUGUUUUUCUAAGGUCUGAUUACAUGAAUGAAUGAUCUAAAAAUAUAAAAGUUGACCCCUUUUUUGCCCUUUGUCCAGUUUGUAUAAAUUACGUGGAUAUAUGUGUUACAGGUCAAAAUUGUAUUCAGGGGUCAAUUUAAUAAAACUCUUACAAGUUUAAUUUACAAGUGUAUCUAUUGUUUUCAGACUCUACACUCAACACUUGUAGAAGUUCUAUUAAAUGACCCCAGAAUUUAAUUUUUGAUCAGUAACAUAUGCAGGUAAACAAGACAAAAUUAAAAAAUGUCCUCUAUCUAGAGUAUUCUUGCAUAACUUACAUGUGAAAAAAACAUACAAGCUGAAGGGGUCUGUUCCAGUUAAGCAAUUUUUUGUACAGGUUACCUUUUAUUUUAAGCAAUGUUUGAUUGCAUUAUUUAUGUCUGUGAGUAUCCAACGACAUAAAGAGAUGUAUAUGAUGAUUGAAAAUAUUUUUCAGAUCCUAUUCUAACAAGUAAAUUCAGUUGUGUUAUUAUUAAUUUGAACUGUAGUUUGUUUACCUUCCAUUUAGUCUUUCUUCUUCUUACUCAGUCUUUCCAUUUAAGAUGUUAUUUGUGCAUUCCAGUGAAUUUCUUUUAUAAAGGAAUUUUUAGAUCAGCUAAAGUCAUAGAUCCAAUUUUUAUAAUUUUCUUGAUUAUCUAGUAGCCAAAGCCAUAUAUCACGCAACCAGGGACUUAGCUCUCUUCCAUUUCACUCUAGACAUUUGUUAUGAAUUAUUUACGAUCUUUGAGUUUAUCAGACAGAUUAUUCCCUUUGUCACCCCAAAUACUUUUACUGGUUCUCUUUCUAUUGGCCUGUAAAUUAUACACAUGUCACACACAACACCUGCUAAGAGUGAUCUUGAAAAAACUAUGACAAAAAUAAUAAAAGCAUCAGAGGCUGAACCAAAAAUUUUAUGAUAUAUUUCCUUCAAAAAAUGCCUUUAUCAUAAAUGAAGAAUUAUCUCAUGCCUUUUGGUGAGUAAAAAACUAAGUUACAUGCAAGCAAUUUCCAUUUGUGUUUUCUGACCUAGUAAAUGUUGAGGAUAUAAGUUCUAGUUGUGUAUGAUGGAACAGAAAUUUUCAAGCAGAAUUGCUUGUUAAAUGGGUUAAAAAAUGAUCCUUCAGUUUCCUGGUUUUGAGUUUAGUAAUGUAGGGAGUAAUUAUUAUUAUUGUUGAGUGUUAGGCUGCAUACUUUGUCAGAAUGUUUGGCACUGAUGUGGUGGUGAAUACAGCAAAAAUUGUCUUUGUUUCGCAUUGAUGACAAAGGAUGGUGCCAUAUUCAGCGUGCAAAGAAAGUAGUGUCCGAUAGCCCGGGGCUAGUGGAUUUUGCUAUCGGGCUAGUGAAAUCUGUUUUUAACUUGCCCAACGGGCAAGUAAUGUUCUUUGAGGACUUCGAAUAACACUUCUUCACACUUUAGUUAAGACGAGCUGCUUUUCGAAAACCCCGAUCAACUUUACUGCAGACCCGAUCAUUUACGAUCGAAGUCGAACGGGCUUACCGUUCGACAUUUUUACUAAAAGAUUGCACCCUGCAUAUUUUAGUACUGUGAGAAAAUUCUGCACAUCACAAUUUAUUAAUCAAGGAAAGUGGAUAUUUCGAUUUCAAGGGUGACACAGAAUAAAGAGCUUAGAAAGAGCUAAUGAAAUCCAAAAACAAAAUUGUGGGUGACCACCUACACAUAGCUUUCAGAGAUAAUAGCAUUAUGAAGCCUCCAUUUUGUGAAAAUUAUCUUAAAUUGUGACGUAUUUUGAACCUCCUUAGCAUUUUCGAUAAAAAAUGAAAAAUGCAUCUGUGGAUUUUAAAAGAUUAUGCUGAGAUUUUUUUCAAAAUUGUUGCAGAAUAUGUUUUUUUUUUCUUUUGUCUUUUGCUUAACCUUGUCUCAGUGUUAGCUAAUAUUCUCAUUAAUUUUGGUGAAAACAGAUAUCUAUAGUUAAUUGUUAAAAAAACUGACUUCUUAUCAUUUACUUCUUCUUCCUUAAAACCUUAGAAUUGUGUAGUUCUAUAUUUAUUACAGCUGAAGUGUAAGAUGUGUUAUUGUUUCGCUUCUAAUAUUGCAGUCUGCCCUAGCCCGUCAGUCUUUGUAUGUCAAAUUUGACCCUCUUAUUAAAGGAGCAAGUCCACAAAGCCCAAGUAAGAAAUCUGUAGCAGUUUGAAUAAUUUAUAAGUAAAUAAACUUUUGGGAUAAUUGAUGUUGAGAGAUUCAUUUUCAUGCAUAUAUUUCACCCUUAUUUUCAGCUCAAAAUGUAAAGCCUAUUUUGCUUUUACAAUGUUUUUCUCAUACCAUGGUGAUGAAAGUGUCCAUAACUUUUAUCUCCCAGGAUAUUUUUUUGUUGAUUGAAGGACAGAAGGUAAUGGGAAUUUUGAGCAAUAAAUUUAUUGGUUGUAAAUUAGUCUAAAACAUCAAAGAAACGAUUCAAAUCGUAAAAGAACAACUGGUACAGAAAAGCCAAAUUAAAAUAGAAAACAAAUUGGCCAGGCUUCUUCCAGUUUAUAUGAGAGGCCAUUUUCCAAUGCUCUGGAAUCAUCUUCGUCAGUAUAUUAUUGUUGUGAUUCAGUCAAUAGAGUAACCCAUCUGGGAAAUUUCCAGGCACUUAAAUAGUAGGGAGCGGUGGGAAGAAAAGAAAUUGAGGACAAAUGAGAGGGACUGGGGAAAGGGGCGAGUAAACCUCCGUCCCCACCCUCUUCCUUUUUUUUUUGUGCCUCCUUUUACUUCACACCACUCACUACUAUCUGAACUUGGAACAGACUUGGGAAAUGAGCAUCCCCGUUCCUCCUUGGGAGAAACACCAGACCCAAGUGAGCUACUUACAGAUCUUAUCCUAAUACAGUACUCUUAUCUUUUUUUUUCUGUGUCAGUGAAAAACAAAGUAGGUGUGAGAGAUGUUUUACCACCAAAGCCUCCAAGGUGAGAUUAGCUUGUUUUGAACAUAUUUUUUUGUUUUUUUAUUUUAAAUACCAUUUUAAGCCGAGGGGAAGAAGCUUUUUUGCACAGACUGAGUGACGAAUUACUCCUUAAUUUUGGAGCGAAAUUUCAGCGUUGAUUUACUCGUCACCAUUUGAUUACACAUACUAAUUUGAAUUAUUUUUUGUACAGCUGUGCUCCAUAACAUUCCUGUAUACGAGGGCCUAAAAUAGGGUUUCCAAAUCCCGUUUCCCGCCACUAUUUUUUCUUUCAUCCCUGCAUCCCGCUUGCUUGCUCGUUUUUCCAUCUAAGGGAUGUCGAAGAGGCCGACAGAGUUACCGUUCAGGAAGCGGAUACCAUGUUCCUCGAUGAUACGAUGCGCCCAACACCGAAUCGUGAAUUAUCCUAGUGCAUUGUCGUCGUCCAUCUCGGUUCCCGCCUUGCUAAAAAUAAUAAAGAUUUUCCGCAAACUCCUGACCAUCCUGCAUCCCGCCAACCCUAUGUUAGGCCCUCGUAUACCGCCAGCAGAAAGGUUACGGUUAUUGCGCGGUUGCUACUCUUUGCAUCUUUUUUUAUUGCCAUAUUUGCUUACCUUACUUAGCAUGGGCGACAAUCUGCUGUUGAUGGAUUCGCCAGCACCCAACCUUAAGUCUUCUGGGGCAGUUAGUCGCCGAGCCUACACUGAUCCUUCUACAGCACAAAAUGCUGAAAGUCCGUGUGGAGUUGACAAGUUGUUAAAUUUCUCUCCUUCAAAGCUGAGUGAGGUAACGUCACAAAAUUUGUCACAAAAAUAAAGCUUUAUUUUUCUCUUCCCCGGCCUCGUACCUUUCGAGCAGAGGUUUGUUUCUGGCAUGGCUUUCAGCAUUUACGAAGUCGUUCGCGUGGCUUGCAAAGCCAUACCAGAAAGAAAGCUCUGCUCGCAGGGUACUGGCCUCGCGCUCUUUGCGCGAAAAGUACAGCUUUAUUUUCCACUCUCCUCUCGUGCUUCGCGCGAAAUGCCCUGUUCGUCUUGCGUGGUUCAUAAAGUGCGUGUAAUGCAGGCUAGGUCAAGGACUCCUGAAAUAAUAGCAAGACAGUGAAGCAGUGACUUACUAAGACGCCAUAUAAUGAACAGUAUUAGAUGCAAAAUUGAUUCUUAAUGUCUCUCAAAACUACGUGGCUACUCACAAUGUUAUCUUUAAUGUCCUCACUAAAAUCUAUUUCUCCCCGCGACCUAAUCAAAAAAGGCCUUGCAAGAUUCGUUCUCAUUGUGCGGUCAAACGUUUUGCAGUGACCGCCAGAAAUGUCAUAGACACCGGGCAGCCAGCGGGGUCGUAGCUCAAGAGUCCAAACAUUCACAAUUAGGAAAUAUCUUUCAAGUUUUGACGAAAGCUUUUUUAGGUAUCCAACACAUUCUGAGCGCUAAGUUCACUUCCGAGUUUCUAGUCGCUUUUGAAAAUUAAAAAACUUAAGAGGUAGGACUGAUUUAUAAGUUGUUUUUUUUUUUUUACCUUUUUCAUUCUUUACUUGUGAUUAAAAUGUUCCGUUUCCCAAGACGGAAAUGAACGGUGCAGCGAAAACGUUCAAAACUUUAAAAGUGUUUUCGCGUUCUUUUCAACUUCAGUUUUAUCGCCAUUAUUCAAACUAUCAAUUUGUCGGAAAUGUAGUCAAACUCCCCUGGAACUGAUUUCGGAAAGAGAAAAAAAAAAGUCGUUAUCGUGCAGUGACGGCAGAAAAAAAAGUGAACCAAAAACUGUGGCGCAUGUGCAAGAUCAUUAUAAGUUGCCUUCUGCCUUUUUUCUCUCGCCCUCUCCCCCAUCUUUUUCUCGAUUGACCUCUAUAAAUUAACGAAACACGAACGAAAAACAAACCGAAAAAACAUUGCCAUCUUAUAAAAGUCCAUAUUUCUAAAAACUUUCCGUGAUACUGGAAGAAAGCACUCAUUUCCUCAUGUUUCUUGUAAUUUUCUUUGUAACACAUGAAAUUUCGUGUUAUCGAAAAAAUUCCUAUAAAAUGCUGAUGGGGUCAGCAUUUUUGGCUUUCAUUUUCUAUAAAAAGAUACAAUAGCGUCUUGGCUUGAUAUGGUUUCCCUAGUUCCCUAUUUAUUUCAUUUGUGAUAUUGUUGCGUGACAAGGCCUCUCAAACACUUUUUUUACUUUCUAUGAAAAAGGCGUUUUCGUUUUGGAACCCGUAUUUAUAAACUUAAAAACACGAUUUGGAAGUUUAACUCUAUUACCCUGUGCGAGCAGAGGUUUUUCUCUUGCAUGGCUUUUAGGUUUACGAGGUCGUUCGCGUCGCUUGUCAGUCGUGUGGUUGGUCUGUUUUCCAGUGCCCUGUUCCUGAAAGACCGAUCAGCGCUAAUCCAGGAUUAAAAUUUUAUUCCGUUUUUGUAUUUUACUGCUUUAUUAUAGAGUAAAAGUUUGUGUUAUCAUUUCUUUAUCUCGGAGUAAAGGCUCAACAAUAUUUUGUAAGUUCGAGUUAAAAAACUGUUUUCAUGCGCGGAUUAAACUUAACCAUCUUUCGACCUAACAGGUCUAACAAGCGACGCGAACGACUUCGAAAAAGCUAAAAGCCAUGUUAAAAAGAAACCUCUGCACGCAAAACCUUGGCGAUAUAUUUUAUUACUUAAGAAAUGCCAGAAAAGAAUUUAUAUGGAUGUGAAAGAUUAAGUUCUGUCAAAUAAAUAAAAAAAUGGGGUGACCUUCAAGUUUGCGGUCUUUUUAGUUAAUUUUCUUCAUUUCUGAGAACAUAAGGUUCUUUUCUAGCCAAUGACGAAAUUAAACUGUAAGGUAAUAAGUUUUCUUACGUUUUCCUUACCUUGUUAACAUUCUCCUUGGUUACGAAGGAACUUGCAGCCAUAAUGAUAAAAUAUUCAAUGGCAUGACUUUUUAUUUUUGCCCAUUCAGUUUAAAAUGUUAAUGUAUUUAAAUUUUUGUUUCUCUUGGCUCAUUCCUGCCAAAAGGCGGAAACAAAAGCCUUUUAAAACAACCCUCCGCUCAGCGAAGAUGAAAACAUUUCGCUUCUAAAUCUAUUUUCAGGUUAUGAGAACAGAACCCGAACGAAGGGAAGAACAAAUUGUGGAAGAAGCGUAUAUUGUAGAUAACCGUUCUACAACUGAGGCGAGCAACAUUGAGGUCAACGAGGAAGAACCACGGCGUGAAAAGGUAAAACAAGAAAUUAAAAUUUCUUUGCUUUUUACAUGUAUAGUCAGAAAGAAAUUCCUUUUCAUUGAUACUUUGUGUACUUUGUGUCUACCGACACUUUAAACGAUAGAAACCUUUUAGAAACGAACGAAGGCGAUUUCGAUUUUAAUAAGUUCACGUUUAGUCAGUGGGGAUGUGUUUCGUUUAUAAAUCUCAUGUGCUGAAACUGUAUAUUUUCGCUUGGAUGAGCUAGGACAAGUACCGUUCGCCGUUCGUAUACAAAACUUGUUUGCGGUGACAACCGAAAGCAGUGAAAACCAACGAGCCGGUGCAAACAUCCUCGCCGUUUUUGUGGAAAUCUGCUGAGAUUCUUCGACUCAAUAAUUUUGCUUUUAAACACCAAAAUUACGCACGAUCCGCAGGCCUCGAAGUAUCGAUAUUCAGGAAACGAAAUUUUAUUCCUUUGCUGAGCGAAUAUAUUUGUUAGACAGUGCAUCAGUCAAUUCAUGUCAGUUUUAAUACCGGGUUAUAUCAACGGCUUGAUUUGAAUUAAUUAUUUUAUUUUGACUUAUUCUGUGUUUCGUGUUUGCUUUUUCUGUUCAUUCUUGUGGCAAGAAUCCUUAGGUAUGAAUCUAAUAGUCAGAUAUUAGUCAGAUAUGUAAAGAGAUAAUUUAAAUCAUGCAUUUAUAACCUAGAGUUUCCGGAUUUUCUUGAUUCCAAAGCACAGCUUUUUACGUUUUCUACCAAAUAGUUUUCUUUUUUUUUCAUACGGGACGUUUUGACUCAGGCAACCGUAUAACACUAUUUACACGAAAAGUGGCGUAGAAAUCGUAACGUUUUACUGUCCAUCUUUGUACUGAUUGGAAGAAAGUACAAAGAAGACCAAAUGUAAGUCUACGCAGCGUGACUUGUCUUUCCGGGCAUGUUAUUUAUAUAAGACUUUCGUUUUCUUUCUUUCGUGUAAUUCUCUGUUGUGAACUAAAGAUUGUCUUUUCGGAGUGUGAAUCUCAAGAUGAAAUUACAAGAUGAGGAGGACAUAAACUGGCAAAAAAUACCAAAAUGUUUUUGAGAGAAGGUGUUACAUUCAUUGGAUGUAUUCCACUGUUUUUUUUUUCCCCUCUUCUUUAGCUGUCACUUUUAACAGGUUUCUUGCUGAUUCUGCCAUUAUCAAUUUUGUUGUCAUAUAAUGUUAAUGAUCUUUGAAGUAUGUGACUGGUGUUUUGCGUUUUCUUUCGAGCAAACUUUAGAUUAGAUCGUUGACCUUAUAAGGAUGCCAAGCAGACCAAAAAGUAGGCUUCCGACCUGGUUUGUUUGUCAAACAACCUGUAACACCACUCGACAAACGUAGUAACGUUCCCGCCAAAAGUGUUAUGGCGGGUGGCAAGCGACUUUUAAGUGGCUUUAGUCUGAGACAUUCAAUGAAGAUGACGGUGUUUUCAAGUCGUGAACAACAUUGCGACUCAACCUCAAAAUUUUUAAAAAGUAUAUGAGUUGAUUUCUUUUUCUGGCGUCGAGUUUACUUCCAUAUUAAGUUUAGUUCCGAUAAAAUGAGGGCGCCGUCUUUGCUGUUUGUGAAACGACUUCGUCUUUUCCUUGAUGUGAUGUGAUCACUGUGAUUGAGAUCAAACAACAAAGAUCAUGGUUUUGUGGUCUUUUUUCAAGAAUGUUAUUUGUCUGGGACAAUCGAUAAAUGAGUGUACCAUGAAAAAGGAGGUUAGCCUUGCUUAAAUUUUUAUUGUGUUACUGUGAACGUUUUUCAUCCGUAAAAAACAUCGUUUAGUUUGUUAAGGUAUCGUAGAGGAUUUACAUAUGUUUUAAGGACUGUUUAAGUUUAAUGCGGGAUCAUGGUAAGCAGACGGUGUACAGGGGGCUGCAGUAAUGUUACGUUUUUGUAGUACUCCACGACGCUUCUUGUAAGUUAAUUCAAAUUUCCGUUGUGUUUUUAUUUGACUAUUCACCGUGGUGUUGGAAUCAAAUCCGGAAUAAUUGUGCGAUUCGUGUUUACUGAACUUGACCGCAAAAUCAUUCAUUAGUUAUGCCGCUUUUCAUAAUAACGGUGAAUGAUGAUUGUGCACGUUGGGUGUAAGUGUCACCAUUUAGAUGAAAACUCCAUAGCAUUAAUUGUCUCUAUUGGUGCUGUUUGUUAUAAUAAUCCUGUGCAAGGUGUUUCUAACUUUUGACCCUAUGGAUAAAAUUCGUUAAAACGUUGCAAUUCCAUUGAAAGAUACUGAGAAACAUUUACCUGUAGUACAGUAACUGUUUGUUAUGCUGCUGGUCCUAACAUACGAGUCUGACGGUUUAUACCCACAAUUUGACCAUUCUAAUGAAAGCUAUACUUGUCCAGCAAUAGUCUAGCCGCCCACGCAGAGGUUCCUACUAUACGAGUUCCAUCCCCGUUCCUUUCUUCACAUGGAAGGAACGCGUGACGAAUUCCCAAGACCGUCUGCGUGGGAGGCUAGCCACAGGCGUACAAAAGGUGGAUAACGCUAUUAUCUGAAUAAAUCGCUGUCCAGCAUGUGGAAAACAUAGUUGGUUUCUCUAACACAUAUCCACUGGAUAGCGAUUUACCGCGACAGUUAGAGAUACAGCUCAAAGUGUCACCAGUCAAAUCCUGGUUAUUUGGAGAAAUUUGAGUGCCUUUGAAAGUGAAACAGUUGCGUCGCACUUUAAAAAAUGCUCUUUAUUUGAAUGUCAAUAUAUUUAGCACGAAAAUACUAAUUGAGACACCAUUUUUACUUCUCCGACCGGAGACGUGACCAGCAUUUUAAAUGCUGAUUUUACGUGGUCAUCGGGGCUACGCGAAGAUCUAGCUCAGUGCUUGGGGGGCCAAGUGAGUACCUUCAUUUCUCAGUUAUUUUAAGACCCUGAGUAUUGGUCCGGCCUCGGGAAUCGAACCCGCGACCUCCCACUCUGCGAUCAAGCGGUCUAUCGAUAAUCGACUGAGCUAGUCCGGCCGCGAUCAUUUUCAUCAAAUGUUUGGCUUCUGUGGACUUCUUGUCUCUUCUUUGUACGCUUGAAUUAACUUUUUUCGUUUUCCCUUUUAGGCGCUGUUUUAUACCAAAGAAGACUUUGAUGAAGCAGUCAGAAGAGAAACUGAGGCCCAACGUAAACAGGCAAGAAAUUGUUGUAACUUACGGAUUUGAUAAGGAAUAUUAACUCCGUCUGCUAUUUCACUCCACGGACCCUUUGACCACAAGAAGAGUCUUAAUAAUAUUAGAAAUAGAGUGUAGCACGAGAGGGUACGCACGCGUCGCUCGCGUCCUAAUGUGUCAGCCUGUGUUUUUUUAGCACCGCGAAAUAAAAGGUGCAGUAAAUUUAACGCAUGGCUCGACUGUCACGAGCAUACGGGAAACUAUCCCGUUCCAGGCUCCGAGAUAGUCGGGCCCGCUGAAUUAAGAAAGCGUGAAGACGAAAAUAAAACGGAAGGAAACUGGGGAGAUCGCCCCGUCAACUUUUCGCGGGCCUUUUACUUUCGCGUCUUCCCCACUAACUGAGAGCCUGGAACAGGGUAACGAAAAAAAAAAGGAUUCAACAUUUCCUUUGAAUAAAGGCAAUAGCUUACUUAGUUUCCUUUACCGCUUUUCCUCACCAGGCGUUGUUUUGCAGCAAAGAAGAAUUCGAUGAAGCAGUCAAGAAAGAGACAAGUGCUCUCCGACAGCAGGUGAGAUUUUGUGAUCAGCAUUCGUAAUCUUGUAACUGCAAAGUUUCUAAAAAGGUUCUUGCACCUCUGGACCCAAGAUUUUGGACUGCAAAACAGCCCGUGUUUUUUUGCAAGGUUAAAAAAGAGCGGUCAAAGGUUUCUGGGCUGGAGUGAGUGUAAAAACGGAGAGUGAGACUGGGGACAGACGAAAAAAAAUACGGUCGGUUUUUCUUCUCUCGCCACACCCACGCGCUUCGCGCCUUGCAUAACCGAUUUUGAGAAAAAAAAAACCUUGACUGUUUGGCAAUGUAUUAAGAUGUUGGAUCUGUUCGGAAUUUUUUUUAUGCUGUCUCAAUAAGGCGUUUUCCACCUCAACAGCUGAUCACGGUAUUGCUGUGAAUAGUCACUUCAGGGAUUUAUUCGUAAGCUACUUCAGCGUGCUGCUCCGUUAUCUUUUUUCGUAACGUUUUUUGUUGGUUCCCAGAUGAAAGAAGAAUCCGCCAUUCGUGAUAUGGAAAGUAAAGAAUUAACAGAAAGGAAUGAUCAACUUAAAAGAGAAACGGGAGAAAUGAGGUAAAAUGUAGAAGCCUUUGCUUUUCAAACUCUCAAGUAUGCAACAAGUUGUUACGGUCAUUAAAUCGCGGAACACUGCACGCGCGCGCCUGCACAGUCGCCUUUCAAUUCACGCGGAGACUUGACGCAAGGCAGGCGUUCGUGUGUCUUUCCCUAGCUCUGCCAUCUCAGCGCAGUAUUAGGGACAAGUCGUUGUUAAAGUUGUUGCUGACUUGAAAUGCAUGAUAUCAAUUAUAUUUGUGAAGACUGAUGUGAAGGUGAAUGAUCCUGGUUGGCUUGUUGAUAGGAUGAUGUGAUAAAGAGAUGAGCGUAAAAGGAUAGUCUAAGGGUGUAGGCUUGAUUCCCGCUGCUCUCUCGGGUCCGGUCUUGUUCCUUUCCCGAACAGCGGCUGGUUAUCGAGUCAUGGUUCGUACAAUGUUGAAAAGGUCUUGAAUUUUAGUACUCGCCUUGAAAAGUCCUUAAAUUCGGUUAUUAUUCUUGAAAUUCACUGCUUACGCCACCCAUUUUUUGUGAAAUUAGAUUAUUUUACCGAUUAAAUUUGGCACAUCCUUGUUAAAGGUAAGGUAAAAACAUUUUUGCCCAUGAGCAAUAUUUUAUUUCUGUUUCUUUAUUUCAAAUGUUAUGUCUGUACCUAAGAUGCAGAUGCAAGUUAUACCCAUUGACUGUUACCACUUUGCAAAGUAUUUUUACGGAAAGUAGUAUAAAGUAAUGUGAUCAACCAUAGCUGAAGUGUUUUCGCCAAUAACGUGUUUAAAAUGGAGUCAAAUAUACUGAUUUAUUGAAUAAAUCUUAGUCUGCAAUCUGUCCUUGAAAAGUCCUUGAAACUUGUUUGUCUGAAGUUGUACGAACCAUGUCGAGCCCAUUCAAGGCUGCCGCUCGCUCUCUUCACAUCAUCGUGAGCGGACCCUUUCUUCCGCUCGCUGUUUCUAGGUCUCCUGCCAUUAAAGUAGCUAACAGCCCUCAAAUCCUUGGCGAAUUGUUUAAAAAGCUUUUUCAAACGUCCCUCUCUGUAUUAACACCGAAACUUUUCAGAGUUUAGCCUCUUCUGUCAUAAACGACCUACUUAUUAUAGACCUUCAUACCUGGUCACGACCUUUUGCUCGUAUAUAGAAUGAUGUUUUUAUCUCCGCCGAGCGCGGUGCAGUGCUUUGUUUUGGCAAGGAUCGCUGGGAGGAAUUCCACCGCUUAGCAAAGUAAAAAUAAAAACAUUAAACACGUAAUGACUGGUCUCGAGGGAAACGAAAUGAACUGUUUCCCGAGGGACCAGGGAUUUGUUAUAUAGCUGGAAAUUUUGAAGCUGAAAAUUCAUUAAAGCUCGCUGUAAAGGCGAUCAUCGGUCAACAUUCGCGGGUAAUAGUGCACAGUGCACUGUUACUCUCUGACCGCGCAGAGAUUUUGGCGGGAAACAGUUUCAUUGUUAGAUGUCAUGUGACCUCGAAGUAACCAAUGAGAGCGCGCGCUGUUGGGAAAAAGUUCCCAGCUACAUAAGAAUUCGUGAUGUUUCUUAUGUACUAAGUUGCUCAUUAACACUCUUUGAUUACCCUCAGGGUUGUUAUGCAGGAGUAUGAGAAGACCAUUGCAGACAUGAUAGGUAACUGUGCUGCCUUCCUUAAAUAUGUGGCUAGUAUUAUGGUCUGGGAAGACGGAUCCCGAUCCCGCAUUCCCGUACCUCUUUCAACGAUAUCCCGAAUAUCGUUUUCUUUCCCAAUCCCGUAUCUGUACCCAAAUUUUCCUCUUCCCCAGGCCAGAAGCAGUGAAAUCCCGUAUCCCCUUAAGAUUUCCCGCAAUCUCGUGCUUUAUUCUGGUCAAAUCCCGGAUCCCUGGAAUAACCUUCGAGACCCUGUAGUAUUUGUGUAUAUUGUCUGAGUUUUCUAAUGUGUUAUGCUUCACACUUCUCACAGAAAAAAAUCAGAAGUCCCAAGAUCAUUACCACCAAUCAACAUCCGAAGUAGCGAAAGAAAGAGAUCAGGUAAAAGAAAGCUUUUUGUUGGUCACACGUUUUUAUUAAUCUAAAAUUUCGGGGAUAUCACCGCAAGGAAAGACUUGCCUUUUCUAACUUUAAUAAGCCUUCCCCUCCCUGCUCCCCACAUUUGACCGAAAUUACAAUAAAUCACCCCCUCCCCCCGUUCUCCUCCCCGGGCGCUUUUUCGAGUAAUAAGGGAGUUUAAGCAACGACGUUUUUGAGCGACGCACGUCGACCGGAAGUGGACUUGUUAUAUUCUUGGACCUUGGUUGUGAUUACAUUUUCGGGCGAAUCGUUUCAAUGAGAGUAAAGACAGUUAGCAAAACAAAUUUGGUAGCGUCAAGGCAUAGUAAAAGGGAAAGGACCCACUUCCGGUUGGCGUGCAAUAGUGCAUCUCACUGUUAUGAAAAACUAACGUCACGCAGUGUUUCCCAUGAUGAGGGUUGCGUGACGCACAUCCCAGAGAAGGGGAAAGGACUCACUCCCGGUUGGCGUGCAAUAGUGCAUCUCGCUGUUAUGAAAAACUAACGUCACGCAGUGUUUCCCCUGAGGAGGGUUGCGUGACGCACAUCCCAGAUGGCUUUUUGGCCGGAGAAAGUGUAGUCGUUCACAGAACAAUAGGGAGCAUUCCAUUUGAAUGUUUUUGUUGGAAAUUCCUAUUCUUUGUAGCUGCAAGCUGACUUGACGGCGGUGGAAACAGCGUUUUCUGAUCUUCAUAGAAGAUACGAGAAACUCAAAGGAGUAGUGGAGAAUUUUAAAAAGGUAAGAAAGUUACUGGUUUGUUAUUACUGUAGGAAAUGAUUUAGCUUUGUGAUGGGCUAAGGAAUCUCGUGCCCCUCUCUUUCAACUUGUUUGGAGUAAGACUUCAAACUACAGUCGAACGUCUACUAACGGCCACUUGUUUUAAGCCUGUCAAUAGGUUCUCCUGUGAGGCGAAGAGCGAACAGGCGAGAAGGGAGGAAAAAGAGUGGGAGGGGGACAGCCUUGUAGCCCUUCCGCCAACAUUUUCAGUCCGAUUUUCUCGCCUUACGCUGGAACCCUAAGGGCUGUUCACAGACUACUGAAGUCUUAGCCACUCUACAACGGCCAUUUACCUCUCUACCCCGGGUGGCUGUUGUGGUGAGAUUCUACUGUGAUUCGAACUUGUGUGCUCUCGUUUUCCCGCGCUUGGCAAGUGGUUCAUGCAUCUGCCUCUGAUUUGGUUUAUAGGAUUGUUUGUGCUCAUUUUGAUUGGUGGGAGUAAAUGCUUUAGUUAAGGUUUUACCACACAUUAUUUUAUUUAUAGAAACCGCUUUAUGUAAGAAAACAAGCGAGGAGAGGACUCAAGAUUUUUCUCUCCAAUGCCGAUUAAAGCGAAGGACUGCUGUUCACUCAAUGUCGAAUGCACAAAAUUUACAGAAUUUCAUGAAAGUCUGGUUUUAUUUUCACCAAACACCUACAUGUCUUGGUUGUUCAUUGAAGGGAAAUGCCUGAGUAAUAUGAAUUGCACAGUUUUUCUUCAUACUUCGCUUCCCUUCUCUUAAAUAUUUUUCAUCCGAUUUACCAUUCUCCUAAAGGGGCUCUUUUACCAUGUGUUUUUUUCAUCACGUUUCCAGAACGAAGAAAUAUUGAAAAAAGCAACGACUGAUUACCAGGAAAAAUUGAAGAAAUCAGAGGAAAAGUAUCGUCUGUUAAAGAAACACGCUGAAGAAAAAAUAGAAAGGUUUGUCUUCGUUAUAUGCCCCUUGGCAUACAGUAAACAAAUUCAGGGCUGUUACGACCUUUUUCAUCUUGUCUAGAAGCCGUCUUUUAUCCAUCGCUCAAAAAAGAAAGGAAGCGCAAAAAAGUUCAAGGAUUUCGCGAAUUUUUUUAGGCUCUCCUCUACAUAUGAUAGCCUAAGAUUUAUUGCAAUUCGUUAGCCUGUGCAGAAAUUGCCGGCCAUUCAGGCUAGAAUUAACUGAAGUACUUUAUUAAACUACAAGUGAGGCUAAGUCUAAGAUGGUACCUCCGUAGUAAUUGAAAAGAAAACGCAGGGGGGAAAAUUGAGCGAAGUUAAGAUUGGAAGAAACUUGCUUCUUACUCUACAACUCCCUUGAACUCAAUCUGACACAAUACUCGCAACAUUUUUCUUUCGUACCGAUUCACCUGCUCCUUACUCUCUAUCUUUUCCUGCGCUUCUUCUGGAUAAAGUCCAACCUUUCGUCGUAGGUUUGACGGUUAUUAUAAUUACUAAUUAAUUGUUUGUUUCUUUCAAUUCGUUAUAGCGCAAAUAUCGAAAUUACUCGUGUACGGAAAUCUAACGAGUCAGAAAUAGCAGUGAUGAAAGCAGCGCUCAAGAAAGAACAAACCAAAACCGCCAGUUUAGAAAAGAGUCUCCAGCAAAAGGUGAGUGGGUUUUGAUGGCUUUUGCGGAGCCAGAGUAUCAGGGGGUAAAGGAGAAGAGAAAAAAGAAAGGGGAGACAGCAAAGAAAAAGAAAAUUCCUUUCAUUGUUCCUUCCCCCCCCCCCCCCUAAUGAAAAAAAUCUCGUGAGGGAAAUCACACGAGAAAAAAAAAGAAGAGAGUAAAAAAGGCAACAAAAAAAAAAAAAAAAAAACGCCCAGUUUUAAAAAAGGCUUCCGAAAAAAGGGGAGGGGUGUUUAUAGGGUUUUGGGGGGCCGGCGAAUAAGGGGGAAAAGGGAAAAAAAAAAAAAAAAGGGGGAACCCCCAAAAAAAAAAAAAUCUCUUUUAUUUUUCCCUCCCCCCCCCCCCCCCCACCCCUACUCUGAUACUGAUACUCAGAAUUAUUUCAUAUACUUCACACUGAUACUCAGGUUACCUUCUUUAUGGACUCUCCCUCUGGGAACUAAGUUACAAAAUCGGGUAUGGACUAUGAAAGAGGCGUUUGGAAAGGGAAGGGGAAAGAAAAUUGGGCGCGCGACACCACGCGCGAGCGAGAAUGGAGAAGGAGAAUCUUCCCUCUUUCCUCGCGCGCCCUUCGUGCUCUUCACAUGACCGAAAUCCCCUUUCCCUUCCCUUUGGAACGCCUGCCAGGGUUAGGGUGACUAGGUAUGCAUACCCUACCCUGUGUGGUGACAGAAUCAGGCUGUUAUGUUUUGGUUCCUCAACUCUAUCUCAUCUGAGCAAUUUCAGGUUCUUGUGACGACGAUGGUUACGUUGUUUCCAAUCAGCUCUUUGACGUUUUUGUUUCUGUUACAGGUAUCCGAGAAUGCCGAACUUACAGCGAUAUGUGACGAACUUAUCAACAAAAUGGGUGGCCAUCGAUAGUCCGUGGUACUGCCAGUGACUGGUCUAUGGUCUUCGUCUCCCGACGAGUUGUUAAAAUGUAUUAUAGUGAAGUUGCUUUUCAAGGGAUAUGCUGAACAGAUACAUUACACCUAAACUAGCGUCCAGUCCUCCAGGGGCUUUUCAAAUUUGGACGAUGGAACACCGGCAAGCUUGCAGCAGAGUUUUCUGGACCUUUUUGCCUGCCAACAAGUUAGACUAUUUAUUAUCAGGCAAACCUUGAAAAUUUAGGACCUGAAGCCGUUAUGUGUUAGCCACCUCCGCCAAUAUCUGCACGACAAUAAUUGGCGUUUUGAUUACUCUGUGAGACACUGUGGGACAUGGUCUGUUCGCAAAAUUUGUCUGAGAUCACCUGUAGAACUACGGUAAUUUAACUAAGUAAAGCUUAUACUGAGAGUUUCUCUGAGUGCAAACUCUAUGUUUGCAUAUAAAUCAUAAAGGUAGCUUGCGUGUUAGAAAAACAGAAGUAAUCACCCGGACCUUGGAAGUCAGUAAUCAGCGUACGUUGCUGUUUUAUUCAGUACUAACAGUGUAAAAUCCUAAGAAAUGCAUGAAAGGCGCUAUGCAAAAGAUCUAGCAAAGAGUUUUCAGUUGACUACAAUUGAAGUAACAUUUGCCUGUUCCCUAGGCCUAUUCAUUCUGGGUCACGUGGUCCGAGCGAGUCUUUGAGCCGUUUCUCUCGGACACGUCACUGAAAUGCAUUGACCGAGAAGGCCUGGGAGGACGCCAUACAGGGACGAGGCAAUGGUAAUAUCCACAGUUUCAUAAGAGAGGAACUCAUGACCCUCUCUUGUCUCACACAGAUUCGGGCUAGGAAUAAAAGGGCUUUCGAGACAGACACCUUACAUGGAAGAAAUUCACACCUGUUGCGAGAAGUAAGAUAGUGGAGAAGAGUGAGCAAAUGUUGGAAGAUUGAAAGUUGUCUUAUCCAUUGGGGCAGAAAUUGUACCCCAUUUUUUUGCGUAGACGUGUGUUCCGCGCUCUAAAUGAACCUUUUUUAAUAAGCUUAUCUACUCAAUGAAACAGGCUAAAGGUUACGUAAAAUGUACAGAUGUGUAUAUAAUGCAGGCGAAAGACUGCCCUCCCACUGUACACUUCUGUGGGAAUUUCCUGUCUCCUUGAUUUGUUUCGUAGGAAUUCGAUGAUACAUGUCAGACGUUUUGCAUUUUCCUUUGCUUUUCACUAUUCUGAAUGAAAUGCAGCGGAGUCGAUUUAUGAGACAAAGGUAUUCUUUUAAAGUAGUUGUUAGAAAAUUGGAACUUUAUAAGCAACAGCAACAUUUGUCAUGUGUUAACUCGUUACAAGAUAAUGCUACCCUUUGUCGCAAAAAAUAGUUACUAAACUACAGGUUUGAUAACCAAAGCAAUUGAGCUUGUAAUUCUUUUUUUUUUUUUAAUCGUGGAACUGUACUUGUGUGCAAAGUUUGUAUAUAGCCUGUUCUUUGCUUGUCUGAAAUUUGUCUACUUAACUUUCAAUUGUAAAACCCGUUGGUCGUUAGUCUUUACUAGACUGACAGUUGAGGACACCUUCUGCCUUUGGAGGGUGUUGUACAUUCCUUCUAGGGUAUCUUGGUAGCUGAAAAAAACCUGGAGAUAGGUGAGAGUAAAAAAUGACUAUGUAAAAGAGAAAUUUCAUUUAUAUUUAAUUUUGUAGGAUAGUAAUCACCAAGGCUCGGGGCAUGUCCCCUAACGAGAUCUUUUUUUACAGCUUUGUUAUGACAAUCGUUCAUAAUUCUGCCUGUCAAUCUUUUUGGAGAAACCCUCAAAUUGGCGCUAGGGGCCCUCGUAUAUUUAUUAAACCAAAGUGGUUUUGCUGGACAUAAUAGUCCUUUCAUUUCUUGUGGGUUCCAGUUUUCAGAGUCUGAUGGGUGGGCUAAGGACGUCUGUUUCGAAAUGAAUGUGAAGAUUGAUAAAUAUAUUUCUUAUUUUUUGUGAAGGUGUUUGACAAUAAACUGCGAUAAAAAUAUUAGAAAUCUGCUG